This is a messenger RNA of Lathyrus oleraceus (garden pea), 510 nucleotides long. RefSeq names its product putative E3 ubiquitin-protein ligase XBAT31. The transcript is spliced from 2 exons. Bases 1 to 510 code for a protein of 169 amino acids. NCBI's taxonomy places the organism in Eukaryota, Viridiplantae, Streptophyta, Magnoliopsida, Fabales, Fabaceae. The record is from RefSeq and is a predicted model, not a curated record. Gene Ontology annotation, molecular function: protein binding.
AUGGUAAAAGCUUAUCAAGAAAGCAAUUUGAAUCUGAAACUGAACCCUCCUAUAAUUGGAAUUAAGACUCCUAUGAAAAAUAGCGUGCUACAUAUUGCAGCUUGGAAUGGUAAUGAUGACAUUGUCGCACUUUUAAUUGAACGUGCUCCAAAACUUUUGUUCAAAUUGAACAAAAACAAUGAUAGUGUAUUGCACGUUGCUGCUAGAAAUGGACGCAUAUCAACCAUUAAAAAGCUUUUAGAAGGUUAUACUAAUUUUCAACGGCAUGAUAUAAAAAGAGCAUGGUUUAAAUACAAUGAACGGGAUAGUGACACUUAUGACUAUGAUGAGUAUGGUGAUAAGUCAAAUAUGAAGGAUCUGUUAAAUUUUGUGAAAUUGAAGAAUGAUCAAGGCAACACUAUGUUUCAUGAGGCAAUGUUAUGUCACAAGAGAAAUAUUGAUGGGGAUACGAUUUUCAAAGCCUGCGAACAAUACAAAAUUGAAGAAAACAGUACUCUAUCUUGCAGUUGA